This is a messenger RNA of Mercenaria mercenaria, 2103 nucleotides long. Its product is annotated as neuroglobin-like. Bases 322 to 939 code for a protein of 205 amino acids. The transcript has 3 exons. NCBI's taxonomy places the organism in Eukaryota, Metazoa, Mollusca, Bivalvia, Venerida, Veneridae. The record is from RefSeq and is a predicted model, not a curated record. Gene Ontology annotation, molecular function: oxygen binding; heme binding.
UACUUGUGUUUCCGACAAUCUUAUAUACUUUUUCUAGUCGUAAAAUAUUGUGAAUGCUUUAAAACAUAUAUACAGUAUAUAUACAUAAACUGCUUUUUAUAUUACACUGGAUAAAUAAAUGAUUCAUAGUGUCAAUAAACAUAUUAUUUUCUACCUAGGAAUAUGUAAUCGAAAAAGAAAGACCGGGAUAACUAUAAUUUUAUUAUGUAUAAUGGAAUAUGCAUGGAAACUGAAAUAUUUAAGUGAUCAAAAUUAAAUCAGAAAAAAAAUAGUACAUAUAUAAUUUACAAGUUAACUGUAUAGAGAUAAUAAAAAAAAAAGAUGGGAUGUAAUGUUAGCGUGUUGGACGGCGGUAUUGGUGGUAGGAGCUCAAAGUCGGGCAGUAUAAACAAGAAAUGUUCAGAAGCCGUGCGACAUUCCAUCGUCGACAAAAAUGACAAGUUCGAUCCUCGUCUGCCAUUGACCGUCAGACAGAAAUUUAAUAUCAUGAAAUCUUGGAAAGGGAUCGCUAGAAAUAUUUCUGACACUGGAAUACUGAUGUUUUUGAGAUUAUUUGAAACUAAUGAAGAGGUAAGAUCCAUGUUCACUAAGCUAGUCCACGGUGGUAAAUAUGACAUUGUACAGCUACGGGAGAGUAAAGAGCUGGAAAACCACGUGAAACAAGUCAUGUAUACCUUAGAUGAGGCGAUAUCAACGCUCGGGGACGUUGACAAUGUUGUCAAAUUGUUACAUGCUGUUGGCAGCAGUCAUCGACGCUUGAAAAGUAGGGGAUUUAAUCCAUCCAUCUUCUGGAAAAUAGAAGAGCCUUUUCUGAUGGCUGUGAAGGACACCCUUGGAGAUAGGUACACGGCAAAUAUGGAGCACAUUUACCAAAAAACUAUCAAGUUUAUUUUAGAAACAUUGGUAGAAGGCUUCAGUCUCGAAAGCAAUUUAAGUUAGAGGCGAAAUUUCAUCGAACAUGAUCACAUUAUAUAUACCGAAAUAAGAAGAGCAGAGAUAGCAUGAAGUAAUACAAAUACUGGACUUCUCGGAAGCGGUAUAUCCCAUUCAUCCAUCUUGAAACACUUUCAUAGAUCCGCGGUGAAUUAUUGUCAUGCAUGAUGCUCCGUUACAUAGAAGUGGGCUCUAAACUUCUCUAUAUUGCGGAGGAUAUUAGUUAGCGGUUCUCGUGCCCGUUUUCUAUCACAUUACACGUAUGACGUCAGGAAGCGAUUUAUGUGUCCUGUUCCUGUGUCACUACCAAGAACGACAAUGAAGAACUGCAGUGUAGUGUUUUUGUGUCAACAUGGAGAAUGACAAUAAACAAUUCGUGUCCGAUUUCCAUCUCAGUGCGGUAAACAGCAUUUCUAUGUUAUUACAAAGAAAGACAUGUACUGUUUCUAGGUUAUUUCGAGUCAGGGUAUGUCUUGUUUCUAUGUUAUAGCGGACACCGUAAUGUCUUGCUUCUACGUUAUUGCAGGCAACGACAUGUCCUGUUUCUAUGUUAUUACUGUAACGACAUGUUCUGUUGUCGGGACGAAAUACAGGUGUAAUUAUUACUUGCAUCGGUGAUAAGAUUAAUAGUUUACACUCUUAUGUGUGGAAUACAAACUGUCAAAAAAUUCAGCGGAUACUUUUCAAAAAUAGCUGGCUUCUUCAAUGUUUAACGCGACAGUUCUUAUACUACAGUAGACUGUUAUAUUAUCAAGCUAGACUGUUACACUAAAAAACUAGCGGAUAUAUUUCAACAAGAAUGCGAACAUACGAAUAUGAUUAUCUUCAACCAUUCUGCUUCCACAGUAGUGUUAAAUAUACUAUUUCGCAACCAAAAGAUUUAAUUGUUUUAACUUAUUACAGAACUUUCAAUGCACGUCUUGACAAAAUUGUAUCGUUAAAUAUAGAAGACGAAAAUAUAACAACAUAAGGUUGAAAUAUAUGUUAUUCACUUUGUUUAACAUUGAUAGCAUAUAAAAUAAUUAUGUACAAAUAAUAUUUUUCUUUAGACAAUUUGUCCAAAUUUUCACAAUAAUAUUGUUAAAACAUUUCUUCCAAUACAUGUAUUAGUGUUGUAUCCAGGAUGUAAAAAGGGCAUGGGGCAGUGGAAAAGGGGCAUGGGGCUAGAGG